GAGCGCGCAUGAAAACGGUCUUGGUGAGACCAGAGUCAUUCCCAUCACUCUCCGCCGGCCGGUCAAACCGCAGACACACCACAGGGAAACAGAAUGUUCCACAAGGAUGACCCUAAAAAGAAAAGCAUAUAAGGAAUGAUAAAACGCAUGAGGACGGUCGCAACAGGGGAGCGUAUCUGAUUUCCCAUGGGCGAGAGCGCUGAGGGGGUGAGCUCCUUCUCCUUCACCUGGUACCAAGGUACAAGUUGGAUGUAUGUCAAAGACGUGGAUUUCGGGGGACUGAAUAUUUUUAUUAAUUUGUUCAAUUAACGUUGUUGAACAUGGAUUCAAUUCUUUUCAAAUCACCCCAAGACGUGGCUGAAGGUCCUGAGCUGUCCACAUGCACGGAGACAUUUAGAAAAUAAGAAAACACACUACGCCUCUGUUUCAAAGACGUCAACCCAGGGAUUUCACUACCUGAGAUGAUUUAGGUACGUGGCCAAAAUCACUCUUGAAUGUUUUGAAAGCUGAGCGGUCGUUUUUGCUGUGUCCACACAAACAAACAUGCAAACUAAACCAAAAAACAGUGAACUAGUAUCUGGAUUAUAACAUGUCAGUAUAUAAAAAGAACAGUAAUUUUGAUGAGCUUUCUUACAUGUGAUGAAUUAGACAUGCAUCUCCUUGAUAUCAAAAUUGACUUUUGAGACUUUUGAAUGCCGUUUCCAGCGUACAUUUUUUUUUUUUUUUUGGCUCACCACUCAGGUGGAAAUGUUGGCAGUAGACUGUUCUACGUCCAUCCACUGGGAGCUAAGCUCAAACAAAUGAAAAAAAUAAAUGAAAUUAAACGCAACACCUAGCAGCCGGGGUGGAUCAUAGAUACAGGCACCAAUAUAAUCGCAUGGACACGCCUCGAGGAUCAUUAAACAAAUCAGAUAAACGCAGCGCGAAAACCAUCAAUAGAAAUUAUUGAUGAGGUGGUAUAUAAGGCUAAUGAUUGGCCAAGCCUCUGUUUACUCAACAGCUCCGCAACAAUAUGGUGUGAAACUUUUGCUCAUGGCUUGACAACAGGCAUGCAGUAAGAGGAGAAAACGGAAACAAUGACUUUACUUUUUAUGUAAUUUUUAUUGCUGCUUUAUACCAUUCCAUGACUACAGUGCUGAGUGGAAGAAUAAUUGCAAACAACAGCUGGAAUAUUCCUCCUCAAACUAGAAUGUCUGCUGCCUGUACUGCUGCCGCAGGAAUUUAUGAACCAGGCAUUUUUGGGGGGCACAUUUCCGAAGAGAUUUUUUUGAAAUAUUUAUAGCAGUUCUUGUGCAAGGAUGGUGGUUGUGACAAGGAACCUAUGGAUGACCCAGCCUGUGGGAGAGCUGGUGCCGAGACAGUUGACCUCUCUACCAGCUACGCCGUCAGUCUAAAAUUCCUCCUUAGAGAGGCACAGCUACUGCAGGUUGGGGAUGUGAUGGGGUGACUGUUGACACCCCCUCACCCAUCCCCUCUCUCGUUUUAUUAGCAGUGUAAUAUAAACAAUGGAUCAGAAUUUCACAACGGUUCGAGAUGGCAAGCAGCUGCUACCAGAGAAAGACUCGUCCAAGCGUGUGCUGACAGGGUGCUUCCUCUUCCUCCUCAUCUUCACCACGCUGCUAGGCAACACACUUGUAUGUGUUGCCGUCACCAAGUUCCGACACCUGAGGUCGAAGGUCACCAACUUCUUUGUUAUCUCCCUGGCCAUCUCUGACCUUCUGGUGGCCAUCUUGGUUAUGCCAUGGAAAGCAGCUACUGAGAUUGUGGGGUUUUGGCCAUUUGGUGCGUUCUGCAAUGUAUGGGUGGCGUUUGACAUCAUGUGCUCCACUGCUUCCAUCUUGAACCUGUGUGUGAUUAGUGUCGACCGUUACUGGGCCAUCUCAAGUCCAUUCCGCUAUGAACGCAAGAUGACCCCUAAAGUGGCAUGUCUGAUGAUCAGUGUGGCGUGGACCCUGUCCAUCCUCAUCUCCUUUAUUCCUGUUCAGCUUAACUGGCACAAAGCUCAGACCAUCAGCUACGCAGACCUAAAUGGAACAUACCCAGGCGAUCUGCCCCCUGACAACUGCGAUUCUAGCCUUAACAGGACCUAUGCUAUCUCCUCCUCCCUUAUCAGCUUUUACAUCCCUGUAGCUAUUAUGAUCGUCACCUACACCCGGAUCUACCGCAUUGCCCAGAAACAGAUACGGAGAAUAUCUGCCCUGGAGCGAGCGGCGGAGAGUGCCAAAAACCGUCACAGCAGCAUGGGGAAUAGUUCGAACAUGGAGAGUGAGAGCUCAUUCAAAAUGUCGUUCAAACGAGAAACCAAAGUCUUAAAGACGCUCUCAGUCAUCAUGGGAGUGUUUGUGUGCUGCUGGUUGCCCUUCUUCAUCCUUAACUGCAUGGUUCCGUUCUGUGAGACGAACUUGCCGGACGGUUCCACAGACUUCCCCUGCAUCAGCUCCACCACCUUUGAUGUGUUUGUGUGGUUUGGCUGGGCAAACUCCUCACUCAACCCCAUCAUCUAUGCCUUCAAUGCCGACUUCCGCAAGGCCUUCUCCAUCCUCCUGGGCUGCCACCGGCUCUGCCCGGGGAGCAACGCCAUUGAGAUCGUCAGUAUUAACAACAACAUGGGUGCCCCUACCUCGAACCCAAACUGUCAGUAUCAGCCCAAGGGUCACAUCCCAAAGGAGGGCAACCACGCAGCCAGCUAUGUGAUCCCUCACAGCAUCCUGUGUCAGGAGGAGGAGUUACAGAAGAAGGAUGGAUGCGCAGGGGAGAUCGAGGUAGGGAUGGUAAACAACGCCCUGGAGAAACUCUCCCCAGCCAUUUCUGGGAAUUUAGACAGUGACACUGAGGUCACACUGGAAAAGAUCAAUCCCAUAACACAGAAUGGACAGCAUAAAGCUGUGUCAUGUUGAAAAAAAAGGCAAAGAUGGAUCAGAGUACACUAAGGCAUGUAAGUACGUACUAAGAGAAGAAAAGCUUACACAGGAGGACAGCAAAAAAAAAGAGACAGACAUCUUAAAGAACAUGCCUGACAGGGAAACAGUUUGUGGGAUAUACAGGACCAUAAGACUGUCAACAAAAAUCUACGUGGAAAAACCGACAGAAUGUUUUAAAGUAAAGGCACUUUAUCCUGGAUAUAACUAUCUGCAAAAUACAUUCAGCAUUUAUUAAUGAAAUUGACACAUUUGAUGAUAAAUGUUGAUAAUGUCAAUAUUAAAGCAGAACACUAGCUAGGUGCACAUGUAUACAUUUUUUUAUAUUUACAAAAAUGUAUACAUCUGCAUGUGUAUACUAUACAGUACUGACACAAUCCUGCAAGGACUCUAACACAGUAUACACAGUGGAGGAAUAUGUAGUAACUAUUAGCAAAAUGUCUUGUAGGUAGGUGCUUUGUAUGUGUUUCAUGGAGGAGAGAACAAUGUGGGUAAAUUAGUGGUUUUGGUACAGUACGAUUAGUUUAUUGCAGUUAUUUCUCUUACAUUUUUAUUGACAGUUUUAUUGCAAAACACCUGUAUUGCAUUGAUAAUUUAUUUGAGUUAAAACUGCUUCAAACACCAAAGUUACAAUAUUCUGAUUCAGACUUAAAAGGCAGGGGACAUAUAAUGGAAUUCAAUACUGUAAACCAAGUUGUCAUAUAUUUUUAAACAUUUAAUUUUUGCAACCCCCCCCCCCCCACCCAUGUUAUCUUGCAGUAUCUCCAGAUUUUUAUAAAAUCUGAUAUGUUCAGAGGUCCAACUGUGUGUGUGUGUGUGUGUGUGUGUGUGUGUGUGUGUGUGAGAGAGAGAGAGAGAAAGAGAAAGGGGGGGGGGGAGUCAUGGUCUACUUUUCUUCCCUUGUGUCCUAUCCUAUCCAUUCCAUCCUCAGUUGUGCCCACCUGGGACCAAUCAGACUGGCUCACCUGAAGUUUCUUCCAUUUCUUCUCUUCAGUCCCUGUUUUCAUUAGCUUUGUCUUCCCCUCUCUGCCGCUCUUCAGCAAAUCCUCUCUAGGGGACCUGUGGUCUCCUCUCCUUUCCAUUUUCCUGUUCUCCUUUUUUCAGUCAGCAAAGUUCCUUCCCCUCCUUGUGCUGCCCCUAUUUCUUCAGUGUUGUCAACCUCUUCCCUCCUUUCUCCUCUCCAUUGUUCCCUCAGUCAGCAUGGUCCUUUACAUCUGCACCAUAUCUUGCAUAUAUGGUUUUCGUCUGCCUCCUCCUCACCAUUUCCUUUGGCAGCCCUCCAUUUUAAGUCCUUUCUCUGACCACUUAAAGGGGCACUAAUGGUUCUAAUUUUGGCAAAUGCUGUGAGUCCAUAAUUAAAAAAAGAAUGUAAAUCUGGAAACUAAAACACCCGCACUUGGACAGAGAAGGCAGAGAAACAGUAGCAGAGUUUACUCAGCCAUAAUGCAAGUGACACUUCGUGACCUUUUGCAAACUUGCAGAUAUCUGAUUUUAUAAAUUGCUCAUGCUGGGAGCCAUUCUGUGUUGUAGCGGCCAUGUGGAUCAUACAGUGUGACAGUUGCUCUGCUUGCAGGGGUGAAGUUCAAGAUAAACCACCAUGAUGAGGAUAACCUCAAGAUUUUGGACAUAUUUUUAUCACCUCUGCUCUCCCUGUAAUUUGUUUUUGCACUGUAGAUUUUUUUUAAAUAAAGACACAGCAAAAAUUACAAUUUAAGUUUUUACGUUAGUCAAAAAAAUAUUUUACAAAAGGUAGAGUAAGUCAGUCCUACCUGACUUACUCUACCUUUUGAAAUGCUUGUGAAGAGUGUUACUGAUUUUAUGCCACAGAUUUGCUGUUAAACUACAUUUUAAAUAUACCUUUCAAUUGACAUGUUUGUCCUCAGCAUCAGUCUUUGCCCUGAUUGCAUUGAAAUUUUACAGUUACUUUACAAAAUGUAAUAGUUUGCAAUAGUUUGAGUUUCAAGUGAGACUAUGUAACAUUUGCCUAACAUUGACAAUUAGUGAAGGUUAUGUGAUAAUGGUAAAUGCUAUAACAUAGUGUAGCAGUAGUAGAUAGAGUAAUCAAGUCAUGGAAACUGACUCUGAAAUUUCCGUUAUACAGCUAAAUUGAUCUAAGGGUUGGUGACUUUAGCUAGCAUUAGCCACCAUAAGCUAGCCCACUGGUGAUACCAGACCAAGUGAGGCUGUAGCUGCCAAACUCCUGAGUGUAUUUAAUUAAGCAAUGGUGUAUUUCAUUGCUAAUGCAUUCAAAUUUAAUUGGUAAAAGGGAAAAUGUGUUGUUCCUUCUUUCAGAAGUUACAUAGCCUUGCUUUAAGUUUCAGUUUUAUGUAUAUUUACCUGCUAAAAUCAAACAUAAGGACAGAGAACAUGAUUUUAAUGUAGGGAGUGGGGGAAAAAUGACCUAUUCAUUACCUCUACCUAAAUGAUUAAAGACAGGAACAAUUAUGUCAAAGAUAUAUGUAGUUCACACUUUUAUUCUAAAGUUUGACUAAACUUUAAUUAAACUGUAUAUUUUUUCAGAGUUUAAAUAAAUUAAAAGUGUGCCACAUAUUAUUAUCAGAGUCAGACAUAAUUAGCUCUCUAGUCGAAGCCUAUACAGCUAGUUUUCUGUUCAGUUUAGUGUUGCUGGGGAAAGAAUGCUUUCUGACAUUGUAUGCUGAGCGUCCACCGUGUGCUGUGUGUGUCUAUGAAGGCGUGAAACUGUUGCACAUCAGGGAAAGGAAGAGCUGGGCCAAUAGAAAGCAAUUGGUCUUGAACGAAGCAUUUGAUUUUCCUGCUCUGGAAAAUCCAAUGCUAUCUAGAUGGCAUUAUAGGGAGGGGGGCUUUUAGCUCAAUAUGUGGCUUGGCUACUGACACAAAAGCAACUCAAUGUCCUUUUUGCCUCUCUGUCCUCGGCGCCUGCCAGUUGCUGCUCCAUUAAUCAGAAAUGGACAUUUAUUAGCUGGAAUUUAGAUUCGCUAUCUUUUUAUUAUAAUUUGAUAAGAUUUUGUGCUUAAAUUCUAUUUGAAGUGGCACAAUAUACUAAAACUCCACCUUCUAAGUCCUAUGCCUUUUAGAAAUCCUCAACCAUAUCAGCUCAUUGACCCACCCAUUUUGUUCUUCAUCAGUUACUCUUAAUUUACUUCCUAAUUAUUUCCAAACACAAGCCAGCUCAAAAAUCAGGAAAAGUCAGGAUUGGACAUGCAAGGAAACUGCCUUGAUGAAGAUUUGGCCCUCCCCUUCACACCCACGCUCUACCAUCCUUUUUCUCUAUCUCUUUUUCUUUUCUCUUGGCUGCCUCUGUCGACUUGAUGAGCGUUCCCGAUGUUAACACAGAUUUAAUUUAUUAUUGAACAGACAAGGCUUACUGUUUCCCUUCUGUAGUUUAAAUCAGAACACUGAAUCAAAGCCCCACCUGGCUGUUUUAUAAUUAAAAUUAUUAUUAUUAUUAUUAUUAUUAUUAAUAUUGUUGUUGCCAAAAUUUAAAUGUUUGGCUGAAUGUGGCUUUAAUGUAGGUUAUGCUGUGAUUUAACCAGUGUUUUAUAAGCUGAAACUUGGGGGAUAGGGGUACUAAUUAUAUAGAGAUUAAUCUGCCAUUUGUUGUGACAUCAUCGGCAAUUACAGGUUUACCAUAUGUUUUCUCGUAUAUGCUGUAUGUACACAUUUAUAGAAACAUACCUCUGGCUGAGAAUUGAAGUGCUGUAAUGUAGCUCCAUGUAACCCCCCCGAGCCCUCACCUUGUCAACUUGGUGAGUCAUAUUUCCAGAUGCCACUGCUUUGAUUUUGGAGAAGGGCGAUGUCAGGCAACAAUCCCACAAGCGAAAUGUUUUGUUUGAUCCGGAGCAUUUCCUGUAGGCUGCCCUACAAGUUGCUUUGGGGAGCUGUAGUGACAGUACAAGGUCCCUCAAUCAGUGUAGUGACAUGACAUAUGACAACUUAAGCAAAUCUGACAGUGCAGAAUCUCGGAUGGCGGGCCAAGGGACACAGCAGACGCUGGGCUGAACAACACUCCCAGGCUCUGGGAAUGUGGAGGCAUUUUAAUGACGAUGUUUCAGCUUAGUUAAACUGUCUAGGAUAAUGACGGAGUCCCUACCUCGACAUCGAUUCAGUAACAAAGCUUCAUGUAAAAAAAUUAAAUUGCAGUAUUUAGGGUUGGGGAGUGCAGGGAUAGAGUAUUGUACAAUGAUGUUAAAAAUGUAGUUAUGAUGAACACAAGUGCUUAUUAUCUUCAGAAAUCCUUAAUGUGUGUAGCAAACUUACAUGCAGUAUGUUUUCUCCUGUAUGGGAUUCUAAUUUACAGUAAGAUGCAACAUUCACUGACUAUAUAUUUAUUUAUUUACAUGUUUCUGUAAAUGUUCAUUCAUGAAAGUGAUGUCAAAGAUUAUAACCCUCAGAAUAAUUACAGUAUUUAGUUUACAGUUUGUACAAAAAAAUGUGCCCUUCUUGUAAAAUAAACAUGUAUGUAUUUUUUUUUUUCAAUUGCGCUCACUGAGUUGUGUUUAUUUGAGAGGAUGUGAGUGGUGUUGUGCCUUUGACACUGAGUGGGUAUGGGAAGAUCAUGUCACUGAAGAGGAUCGAUGGAGAUUGAUUUUGAAUAGUGACGCAUAUUUUUUUCCAGCUCCCUGAGCCUGGUGUCCUCACUGUGUUCCUGCUUUCGCCCCGCAUUUACAUAACCUGACAGCCACUUGACAGUUGACACAUCCUCUUCCUCUACUCUCUUACCCACUUCAUUUGUUAAGUUAAACUUGGGGACAAACACAUACAGACCCAAAUGCACACACAGUAACAUUUCAAGAGCUAAAACCUAUAACAAUAAAGGAACAAAACACACAUUCUUGACAAAUAAAGCUGCACGUGAUUAAAGGAAAAAAACAUUUGUGAGAGUGAUACCCAAACAAAACAGGUCUUGCGGUAUGGUCUCGUUCGGGAAGUAGCCUGUACUUGUCCCUGUUAGAUGUGCAAUACGUUAAAGAAUUGCGUUUUGUAUUUAACUGUCUGAAUUGGAUUUAGCACACAGCCAUGGACGUCAAUAGGCCUAUUAUAGGGGGACUGAAGCUACCCUAAAAUGGUCCUAAGCCACCCAAAAUAAAAAAUAAAAAUAAUUAUUGGAUUUAGAUAUUAUUUUUAUAGUGCAGACAUUUACUCAACACAGAGAAGCAAGAAUAAUGUUAAAUACUAUAGAAUAAUACAAAUAUAAUUUGUAUUUAUAUGCUUAAAAUAAUCGUUGUGGUUGUUUCCUCUGCUUCAUAAUUUAAAUGCCUACUGGAGUCGGGCACUAGGACCCUGAGGGAGGCUGCGUUUCAUCGCUGCUCUGCUGAGCUGCUU
Molecule: messenger RNA, 8222 nt
Organism: Micropterus salmoides (largemouth bass)
Lineage: Eukaryota; Metazoa; Chordata; Actinopteri; Centrarchiformes; Centrarchidae
Gene: drd1b
Product: dopamine receptor D1b
Exons: 1
Coding region: 1506-2897 (463 amino acids)
Biological process (GO): vasodilation; adenylate cyclase-activating adrenergic receptor signaling pathway; G protein-coupled dopamine receptor signaling pathway
Cellular component (GO): plasma membrane
Molecular function (GO): dopamine neurotransmitter receptor activity, coupled via Gs; G protein-coupled receptor activity
Source: RefSeq, a predicted model, not a curated record